AUGGUCGCUCAUUCCUCGGACGGGUUAUCCGCCACGGCUCCAGUCACCGGCGGAGAUAAUAUGGUUGACGCUUGCGCGACUCGCGACGAGAAGCCACAACGCGUCGAGCAGGCUUCGCAGCAACUCUCGGAGGAACAAACGGUUCAGCUUCCGACUGUCGACGCGUUCCGUCGAGCCAUCCCGGCUCACUGCUUCGAGCGUGAUCUCGUCACGUCAAUCAGAUACUUGGUGCAGGACUUUGCGGCGCUGGCGCUGCUCUACCUUGCUCUUCCUCUUUUCGAGUACUUCGGAUUGGUCGGAUAUCUUGUGUGGAAUUGCUUGAUGGGAGUCUUCGGAUUCGCUCUCUUCGUUGUUGGACACGAUUGUCUUCACGGAUCGUUCUCUGACAACCAAACAGUCAACGACAUCAUCGGACACAUCGCGUUCGCUCCACUCUUCUCUCCCUACUUUCCAUGGCAAAAGAGUCACAAGCUUCACCACGCCGUAAGUGAGCACCUAUGAAUGCAAGACAAUUCUCUCUUUCAGUUCACCAAUCACAUUGACAAAGACCACGGACACGUGUGGGUCCAGGAUAAGGACUAUGCGAAUUGGCCAUGGUGGAAGAGGAUGUUCAACCCGUUGCCGUUCUCUGGAUGGCUCAAGUGGUUCCCAAUUUACACGGUCUUCGGAUAUUGCGACGGAUCUCACUUCUGGCCGUACUCUGCUCUGUUCGUCCGUGACUCUGAACGCGUCCAGUGUGUGAUUUCUGCCGUCUCCUGCUUCACCUGCGCCUACAUUGCUCUCGCCAUCGCUGGAUCCUACUCCAACUGGUUCUGGUACUAUUGGGUGCCACUCUCCUUUUUCGGAUGUAUGCUCGUCAUUGUCACCUACUUGCAGCAUGCCGAUGAAGUUGCAGAGGUGAUCAUCACUCAAAUUCGGUCCAGAACGUCUUGAGUUUUUUCCAGGUCUAUGAGGCUGACGAGUGGAGCUUCGUUCGCGGGCAGACUCAGACUAUCGACCGUUACUAUGGACUCGGAUUGGAUACGACCAUGCAUCACAUCACUGACGGACACGUUGCUCAUCACUUCUUCAACAAGAUCCCUCACUACCAUCUGAUCGAGGCUACCGACGGAAUCAAGAAGGUGUUGGAGCCAUACUUAGAGACCCAAUACGGCUACAAGUAUCAAGUGAACUACGACUUUUUCGUCCGUUUUCUGUGGUACAACAUCAAACUCGAUUACCUGGUGCACCGAACCAAGGGAAUAAUGCAGUUCCGAUCGACUCUCGAAGAGAAGAUGAAAGCCAAGUAA
Caenorhabditis sp. 36 PRJEB53466 is the source of this 1289-nucleotide messenger RNA. NCBI's taxonomy places the organism in Eukaryota, Metazoa, Nematoda, Chromadorea, Rhabditida, Rhabditidae. The record is from the annotation of a GenBank genome assembly.